AUGCCGUUUCCUAUGAUUAAAUUGGGAUAUUUGGCUGUAAAGCAAAUUAGUAAACCUCUGGCUAAUUAUAUUAAAAAAAAAGCAAAAACAACCCCUUUUCUUAGGAACAAAUUACUUUUGCCUCCAGCUCAGUUUUACCACAAAAUGGACACAACAAUUAAAAUGAAAAUGCUUGGCCUUGGCAAAGUUUCCUCAGUGAAACCAUUGAAUGAAGAUGUUGCAGUCGAUCUUGCUGCUGACAUGUUAGGAGAGGCAGUCAUCUUUGGCAUUGCUACAGCUCUUUUAUUUUUGGAGUACAAGAGGCAAAUGUGGAAAGAUCAAACCAAAGUGAGAAUCUCAUUAAAUUUGUAUCCCAUCGCCAGCUCCAAUUUCAAAUUUAUAAUCAUUUGA
Helobdella robusta is the source of this 390-nucleotide messenger RNA. RefSeq lists its product as hypothetical. The coding region runs from base 1 to 390 and encodes 129 amino acids. NCBI's taxonomy places the organism in Eukaryota, Metazoa, Annelida, Clitellata, Rhynchobdellida, Glossiphoniidae. Gene Ontology annotation, cellular component: mitochondrion. Gene Ontology annotation, biological process: regulation of lipid metabolic process. The transcript is spliced from 2 exons. The record is from RefSeq and is a predicted model, not a curated record.